GUGAAAGAAUGGAUGAGCACCAUAAGAAAGUCUGCACUUUUCCACAGGAGACACAGAUUGGCCAUGAGGAGGAAAACAAAGAAGCCAUUCCUGAGAAGACUGCUGUGAAGACCAAAUGGAGGCACAGUGCUGCACCCAGCCAGCAGGGAAAGAGAGGACAGGACGAAGGCAAGACAGAAGAUGUGCCUAUGGAAGAGGCAGACAGCGGGCUGGAAGAGUUAGCAACAGAUGACAUGGUUAUGGCAGAUUAUGUUGGCGCUCCACCUGGUGCCAGUACACUUGGUUCUCCUCUGGAUUCAAAAGUCAAUGUGAGUCCGUUUGGCAGUAGGCCUGAGAUAUUAGCGGGGACACAUUUGGCCACCAAGGACUUUGAAAUGGACCCCCCAGGUUUUUCUGAUGUCAGCAAGUCAGGAAAGAGCUGGCUGGAGUCUGAUGAGUCAGACCCUCUGCUAUGGUCAGAACAGGUCAAGUCUGGCAAGAAGUCAGUGGACACCAAGUCUGACGGGAUGCAAGGGCACGCAAACGGCAAAGGAGCUCUUGGAGAUGAUGCUAUGCUUCACAUUCUACUGCUCAGAGGGUUAGAAUCGGACCAGUCUGGGUUCAGGGACCCGAUCUUUGGAGACGGGUCACUUGGCGAGUCUGAUUUUGAUUCUGGAAUUGAAAAAGGUGGAGCUCGUCAUUUGGGUCAAUUUACUGGAGCGGCGAAGACAAAAAGGCAGGAAGAAGUACAAGAAUUUUCAAAAACCAUUACAAGACCACACAGGGUCAGUUCUGGUUCGGUUAGUUCAGAGGAAAUGCUUCAAGACAGCCCCAUUAAGACUUCUAUUAAGAUAAGACUGAGAGACUUGUUCUUGGAGGUGCUGACGUUUGGUGUUGGAGGAACAGAUGGAAACCCUCCCGUGCAGUCUAAUCUAAUUCAACAGACCACCAAAUAAUCUUAUCUUUAAUAAAGAUGAUCAAAUUCAGUUUUUGUUGACUGGUCCACUGCUGUAUACAUAGUAGACAAAAUAUUAGAAACACCUUUCACUAUGAUGCAUCUAGCAUAACAUCACCACAAACCAACAGUUUAACAUGUCUGAAUCGGACUGAACCAAACCAUGCUGAGCUGUUGUAUUGGUGAGCUGUUCCAAUAUGGAUGAGGGGCAGAGGGAGAGAAUACACACACGGAGCAUCAGCAGGAGCAAGUCAAUCUCAUCAGGCUUUUAUCACAACUUUUUCAAACAUUGCAAUCAUUUAUUUCAAAGGUUCUAGGUUUGUGGAACAUUUUUGGAAACCUCCAGGACCAUGAACAGUCGUGUGGAACAUUGGAAUUCCCAAACUGCUCCUAUGGAACAUGGAGGACUUGAAAUCAGGCCGGUCUUUCAGGCAAACUUAUGUCAGGACUGGAGCAGAGCGUGGUGUUCAGCUGGCUGUAUCCAUGUAGACAUGUUUGUGAAUAAUAAACUUCUCUGACCAAGCCCA
Messenger RNA from Sander lucioperca (pikeperch), 1461 nucleotides. RefSeq lists its product as uncharacterized. The coding region runs from base 9 to 935 and encodes 308 amino acids. The record is from RefSeq and is a predicted model, not a curated record. The transcript is spliced from 2 exons. Lineage: Eukaryota; Metazoa; Chordata; Actinopteri; Perciformes; Percidae.